CUUACGACGUAUCAAUCAAGUCGUCGAACCAAAACACAAUAAAUAAUUUCAAAUUAUUAUGUGUAAAUUGUAAAUGAUUUAUUGACGAAAAAUCAGUCGAUAAUAGAAUAAUAUUAAAUGUAAUAACUGAAAUAACAAAAGUGUGUGUUAUAAAUGUCAUCCGAUUCAUAGAAGAUCAGGUAGAAGAGGUAGGGUGUACAUUUUGUAAUUAGUUCCCAUAUCAUACCGCAAUUAUUGAGACUGCAUACAGAGGUCGCGACUUGAAGUCGCCAAUUGUGACACAUUAAGAGUCGGACAGUGAAUUUUUAUUUAUAAGGAAAAAAUGAGUACACCGGAAAGCAAGCCAGUGCUGCAUAUAUUGGUAGUAGGGUUUCACCACAAACUUGGUUGCCAGGUUGAAUUUUCACAUCCACCAUUAAUACCCGGUUCAACGGGUAAGAAUGAGUGCCCAUCCGGUUGGAAAUAUUUACCUACAUUGGCAUUGCCUGAUGGCUCACAUAAUUUUGUUGAAGAUACUGUAUUUUUUAACUUGCCUAGCUUAAUGGAACCAACCGAAAGCGUUUAUGGAAUUUCAUGCUAUCGUCAAAUUCCAGUAGAGAAAUUGAAAAUACGCACUGCAGAUGUAACGCGCAGCACUGUACAAAAAUCAGUUUGUAUUUUGACGCGUUUGCCCAUUUAUGGAUAUAUCGAGGUAAAAUUGUCACUAAUUGCGGAUGCAUUUUUCGAUCAGGGCGAUUUUUCGUGUACCGACUUGUUGGUGAAAGCUUAUCAGCAAUUGAAUGCUUGCUUGCUGGAUGAUGAAUCGCGACGUCCGUUACGGCAUUUUCAUGUUGGAUUAUCAUUACGUGAAAUUGUUUUGCAUUGGAGGCACAAAACACUGAUAUUAUUUAAGCUUUUCCUUCUUCAAAGACGCAUUGUUUGUUUUGGUUCUCCAGUGCGUGGCAUGUGCGUUCUUAUACUGGGUAUCGCUUCUUUAAUACCACGUUUAUUAGAGAAAGGUUUUCAAGAAGUAGCGUGCGUACGUACAUCUCGUCCAUUAUCACCAAUGCCAGAUUAUACUGAUUCUAUUCAGAGAGAAGCUGCUGCUUUGCAUGAAACAGAAACCGAAGUUAUCGGAGAUUUGCCAUCUGAUGAUGGAAAUAAAAUAUCACCAGAUACAAAUAGUUGUGUAGAGGCAGUGGAUGAAUUUACUUGUACGUUAAUAUCUUCAGCAGCAUCAGCGGCGAGUCAAUCAGGCAGUGGUGAUACUACACCACAAUCAAAUUCAACAACCCAAUCAACAAAAGAGCUUAAUCGUUUGGACUCUACAGAAUAUACAGAUAUACAGGGCAAACGUAAUGAUCGCAGUAAUUCCUUGACUAGAGAGUCAAGUGUAGAUGCUUUAGUUUCUACACUUUCAACAUUGUCUGCUAUAAAUCCGGAUGAAUACCGUGCACCUAUCUCAAUAUUUGCUAGUGGAAAUCUUUGCUUGCCUUAUCUUUCGUUGCCAUAUAUGGAUCUUUUAUCAGAUCCAUCUGUUCUUAGCUAUGUAAUUGGUACUUCAAAUGUGCUCUUUAGACAAAAACGACAACUUGCUGAUGUGCUUAUUGAUAUUGAGAAUGGUAGCAUGGAUAUACAUGAUCAGGAUUUGAGGCGACAAAUUGUGUUAAAUACGGAGGACUUGCGAUUUAUGGAUUUUGUAUUAAAACACGUUCAUGCACCUAAAGAAGAUGCUGAAGGAAGCGAAAACUGGAUACGUGAACAAUUUCAGGGAUAUAUAUUGGCAUUAUUGCGCACAGCUGUUGCCAGUGAUGCAACGCCUAAGGAUAAUGACAAUUUCAAUGCACAUUUCAUGCAUGCUUUUAAGAGGACACAAUGUUUUCAAGAGUGGUAUGAUGUACGACCUGAACCAGAAUUUUUUGAAAAUCUGCCAGCCGGUCAUCCAUUUGCGGGUACAUUAUCGGUGGCCGAUAUGAAAUUAAAAAUUGCACAAACUAUGCAGAACAGCGAAAGUGGUCGCAAAAUUAAUCAAGCCGUCAAUACUACAAGCCGUGCUGUAGGCGGCGCCAUUUCACAGGCCAAAGGCGCAUUCUCAAACUGGUGGUCCUCUAUAACAACUGCUCCAGCGCAGAGCACAUCUCCAAUAAAUAAUGAUAAUGCAACAAUUAGUGCUACAAGUCAACAAACACAAGAAAUCUCAGUUACAUUCCAAAAUAGUAAGAACGACAAUGAGGAAGAAAUAGAGGUGGCUGUCAAUAUACAUUUGGACGAAACAAAAUUAUGCUCAACUAAUGGCAAUUGCAGUUCCUCUACUGCGGGUAGUGAGAAACUAAUAGAUAGUGCAGAGGAAUUAGAAGAGGAUGAAAAUAUAAUAAGAACAGAAGAAAAUAAGCCACCAUCUGAAGCUGAAGAAGCAGCCUUACAGACACAGACUCAGCAGCAGGGCAUCGUUGAGAUUGGAAAGGAAGCUGAAAUGCUUGACAAACGCACACUUACAACGGCUCAAGUAAUACCAAGAUGCGAUGCCAAUGCAUCUCAUGAGGAGCCACAACGUAGCAAUGGCGAAAUAUUUAUUGUGUAAACCACAAAUGAUAUCAAUUCUUGAUAUAAGGCUUGAUAUAUUGAAAUUGCUAUACAUUUGGAGUGCAUAAAUUACAAAAACAAAUUUUACAAUUAAGUUUACAUAUACAUACUACAUAAUUCUAUUUAUU
Molecule: messenger RNA, 2690 nt
Organism: Teleopsis dalmanni
Lineage: Eukaryota; Metazoa; Arthropoda; Insecta; Diptera; Diopsidae
Product: late secretory pathway protein AVL9 homolog
Exons: 7
Coding region: 323-2560 (745 amino acids)
Cellular component (GO): cytoplasm
Source: RefSeq, a predicted model, not a curated record